Molecule: messenger RNA, 1286 nt
Organism: Zingiber officinale
Lineage: Eukaryota; Viridiplantae; Streptophyta; Magnoliopsida; Zingiberales; Zingiberaceae
Product: transcription factor bHLH84-like
Exons: 5
Coding region: 562-1248 (228 amino acids)
Biological process (GO): regulation of DNA-templated transcription
Molecular function (GO): DNA-binding transcription factor activity; protein dimerization activity
Source: RefSeq, a predicted model, not a curated record
AAGAUGAAGGGAUUAAGAGAAAUGUCUUAUAUCAAAUAUAAGUAGGAUGAUUAAAAUAGAGGAAAAUGUCAGAUGUUUAUGUAAUUGUAAAAUACCUCUAAACUUGAAAAAAAAAAUAUUCAGUUAGAUCUAUUAUAAUAUGUAGAACUGAAUGUUAGACUAUGAUUCGAACACAUGCAAAUAAGAUAAACAAAACAAAAACAAAAAAACAAUCUCUAGCUGUUGUACUUGAGAUGUCAAAGAGUUCACACAUUCCAGUUCUUGGAAUCUCUGUCUCCAUGAUCAUGCUCACCUCUUUCUUGUCUUCCAUCCUUACUUUAAUCAAAAACCCUACACCUACCCUCAUUCAAAGCUUCUUGCCACAGUUGAUCACAAGCCUCCUUCAUCUCCCAAUCAUUUGUCAUUCCAUCAUUAUCCAAUCAGCAACAAAGUCAAUGGCCGACAGGAACAAGUUCUUAAAUGGGUAAACUGCACCUCACUGAAGCAUGCCUUUCACCUGUUUGUAUAAAUGCCUGAGCCACAUUCCCUCUAAGCAAAUACUUUAGAGAGGUGCCUAAAAUAAUGGCACAUUCUUCUGAGCAAGAUUAUCGCCAUGAUACAGGCUUUAGGGUCCCAUUUGUGCCAUGGUCUCCACAGUUUGGCUAUGAUGGCUUUGAUUAUCUGAGUGAAUCAGCCAUGGAUUGCUUUAUGGAGGGAUGCCAAACUCCAGAGCCAGCAAUUUCUUCCACCUCUGCAUUUGAGGAUUUGGCUCAUUUCAUUUGUGACGAUGCCAUUAGCAAUGAGAUUGUUUCUGCUCCUCUUCAUGAUCAAAUGCUUAAGACCAAGAGAUCCAACAAGGCUCGAGUUUUGUCGAAUGUGAAAAAGAGUGGAACUUCAAAGAGAGGCCCGAAGAGGACUAGGAGCCGCGUCGAGGAAGGCUGCAACGACAAUGGCAACACUUACUUUCUCAAUUCUUGCAGCUGCAUCUCAGAGGAUCAAGAAGAACCAUCAACUAAUCCCCAGAGUCUAUAUGCAAAGAAAAGGAGGGAAAGAAUCAAUGAGAGACUGAGAAUUUUACAGAACCUGGUUCCUAAUGGAACUAAAGUUGACAUUAGCACAAUGCUGGAGGAAGCUGUCCACUAUGUGAAGUUUUUACAGCUACAAAUAAAACUCUUGAGCUCAGAUGAACUGUGGAUGUAUGCUCCAAUAGCUUUUAAUGGGGUCAACAUAGGCCUUGAUCUAAAGAUUUCUCCACUGCAGAAACAAUGAUGGGAGACUCCAUGAAUGUAAUGAGAUCAUAUGUAAAC